This is a messenger RNA of Elgaria multicarinata webbii, 2775 nucleotides long. It is a transcript of the gene GABRA6, whose product is annotated as gamma-aminobutyric acid type A receptor subunit alpha6. The transcript is spliced from 10 exons. The record is from RefSeq and is a predicted model, not a curated record. Bases 494 to 1924 code for a protein of 476 amino acids. Gene Ontology annotation, cellular component: synapse; postsynapse; plasma membrane. NCBI's taxonomy places the organism in Eukaryota, Metazoa, Chordata, Lepidosauria, Squamata, Anguidae. Gene Ontology annotation, biological process: gamma-aminobutyric acid signaling pathway; chloride transmembrane transport; regulation of postsynaptic membrane potential. Gene Ontology annotation, molecular function: inhibitory extracellular ligand-gated monoatomic ion channel activity; GABA-A receptor activity; GABA-gated chloride ion channel activity.
AAUCAUAAAAAUAAUAAAAGCUGAGGCCAUUUCUAGCAUAAUCUCUAUCAGCAAGAUGCCAGCGCUUUUCCAGAUUUCCUAACGGGUCCCUGCUAAUUCCAUGCCAAAACUAGCACUGGAUUUCUUCCUUUUAAUCUCCCCUAAUGCCUUAUUCGAUUAUUGUCACUGCACUCCGACCAGGCACCGUCCCUUCAAACAGUAAUUCCACAACUGAAGCACUCAGAUGAGGCUGAACGGACGGUGGGGGAAUAUCAGAGACCAUACACACACACACACACACGGGGAAGAGGAGACCCAAGAAGGUGGGGCUACAAGGGAGUGGGGAGGUCAGCCCAAGUCCAUCUGCACUUGGCCACUAGUAAACCGGCAUUCAGGUUUACUACUGGGAGUAAGGACAAAGCAGAGGGGGAGGACCAAGUCAGGAAGGAAGAUGGGCUCCGAGACUUGCUCCAGUUGACCAGGUCGGCAUCAGGGUCUCGGGCAGCCCGCAGGCAUGGCUUGGUGGCUCUCUUGGAUAUGCCUCACUGCAUGCCUCGACCAGGUCCUGGCGAUGGACGCCACAGCCGACGAGGGCGACCUCUACGCAGAGAACAUCUCCCGAAUCCUGGACAAGCUCCUGGACGGCUAUGACAACCGGCUCCGACCUGGCUUUGGAGGCAGAGGCAGUCCAGGAGCGGUGACGGAAGUCAAGACAGACAUCUACGUGACCAGCUUUGGUCCUGUAUCAGACGUGGAAAUGGAAUAUACCAUGGAUGUUUUCUUUCGGCAAACAUGGAUUGAUGAGAGGUUGAAAUUUGGUGGACCCACUGAUAUUCUGAGAUUGAACAACUUGAUGGUCAGUAAAAUAUGGACACCAGACACCUUUUUUAGAAAUGGAAAGAAGUCAAUUGCUCACAAUAUGACGACACCUAACAAACUUUUCAGGAUAAUGCAGAAUGGCACCAUUCUCUACACAAUGAGACUUACCAUUAAUGCUGACUGUCCAAUGCGUCUGGUAAACUUCCCUAUGGACGGGCAUGCUUGUCCACUGAAGUUUGGGAGUUAUGCCUAUCCUAAAAGUGAGAUUAUUUACACCUGGAAAAAAGGACCGUUGUAUUCAGUGGAAAUACCACAAGAAUCUUCCAGUCUUCUCCAGUAUGACCUGAUAGGGCAAACAGUCUCUAGUGAAACAAUAAAAUCUAAUACAGGUGAAUACGUAAUAAUGACUGUUUAUUUCCACUUACAAAGGAAGAUGGGCUACUUCAUGAUACAGAUAUAUACUCCUUGCAUCAUGACAGUCAUCCUUUCACAGGUGUCUUUCUGGAUUAAUAAGGAGUCUGUUCCAGCUAGGACAGUUUUUGGGAUCACUACUGUCCUAACAAUGACCACGCUGAGCAUCAGCGCCCGCCACUCUUUGCCCAAGGUGUCUUAUGCUACUGCCAUGGAUUGGUUCAUUGCUGUGUGCUUUGCCUUUGUCUUCUCCGCACUUAUCGAGUUUGCAGCUGUCAACUACUUUACCAAUCUUCAGACUCAGAGAGCAAUGAGGAAGGCAGCCAGGGCAGCCGCACUAGCAGCCGCACUCUCAGCAGCUACCGUACCGGCGGAAGACGUGAUGGUCUCGCACUCUGACUCCAAUUGCAACCUGAAGAAACGAAUGAACUCUGUGACAUCUCAAACAGAUCAGUCCCCUGAAGCAAGCAUACUGUCAAAUAGUGCAUCUCAAGGCCAACCAACAUCUGUUUCUUCACCACCACCCCUGCCGCCGUCGACACCACCACCAUUAAUUGGAGGCACGAGUAAAAUAGACCAGUACUCCAGGAUCCUUUUCCCAGUGGCAUUUGCAGGAUUCAACCUAGUGUACUGGGUGGUUUACCUUUCAAAAGACACGAUGGAAUUUUUUGAACCUACUGCAAUGCAUCUUCGAAAUGACCAUCAACCCAACUGAUGAGUACAAACUCAGGUGUGACACGGGGCUGAAAGACUUGCUGAGCUGAGUGAUUAGUUGAAAGGGCAAUUGUGAAGUUGUAGUCACUGUGAAUGAUAAAUACGUCAGUGUUUCCAAGGCAUCUCCUGAAGACAUGAAACCUUGGCAUGUGAAAGGUGCAGUCCAUGUAAUGUAUGUACCCUGUGGAGGAUGAUUGCUAGAGCAGGUUCUUUUGUUGAUUCACUUCAUGUUCUAGCAAGUUUGCUACAUAGGUCAGGGCUGGGGGUUUGGAUUCAUUAUUAGUUUGUUCUGGCAGAUUUUUUGCCCCUUAAAAGUUCUGUCCUAGGCCAGGUACACAUUCAAGUAGUAUAGUAUAGUAUUAUGGCAGAGAUAUUAUGCUGCUACAAAUGUCAGGGUAUGAAAUUUACGAACAUUUCAAACAAGUAUACUUGUAGAUAAACUGAUAUACAACUCGAUCCUAUGAAUACUUACUCAGAUGUAUGUCCACUGAAUUCAGUGGGGCUUACUCCCUGGUAACUGUGCAUAGGAUUACAGCCUUAGUCUCAUUAAUUUAAAUGGGACAAAACUAAUUCUCACUUGAGCCAAUGUUGUAUUUAACUAUUUCAGGGAUUUAUGCACUUUGUAAUAAAAUCUACACCCAGCAAAACAGCCAUAAUCCUUUAAUAUCCUGUAUCCAUCCAUGAUUACUUGCAAUCAAGAAUGGCAUUUCUGUCCUUUCAUUUCAUGCAUUACUGGGAAUAAUCCAUGGUUAAUGAUUAACAGUGCUGAGUAUGAUUACUCUGAAAUAAGUGCCACUAUGUAUUAGGUUUUACUCCCAGGUAAAUGCGUCUAGAAUUGCACCCUAAAAGUAA